Messenger RNA from Microcebus murinus (gray mouse lemur), 6280 nucleotides. RefSeq names its product exostosin like glycosyltransferase 3 (gene EXTL3). The record is from RefSeq and is a predicted model, not a curated record. Gene Ontology annotation, cellular component: membrane. NCBI's taxonomy places the organism in Eukaryota, Metazoa, Chordata, Mammalia, Primates, Cheirogaleidae. Gene Ontology annotation, molecular function: glycosyltransferase activity.
AUGGCUGCCGGCCGGCAGGGGGAGCGGGGGAUCCGGCGCGGCCUGGAAGGCGGGCGGCCGGCGGCCGGAGCGGCUUCUGGGACGCCGACUUUCGCGCAGGCGGCGGCGGCGGCGGCUCGUCCCUAAACUGGAAGCCGGAGAGCAAGCCCUGGAGUUCACUAUUUCAAGAAAUCGUGUACUGAAGUGUAACGCUACGUAAGUCGCUACGUAAGUCACAGGAAGGAUCCUGAAACGUGAAAGAGCACAUGAUGUCUGCUAAUGGAAGAUAAAUGAGGAGCAAACUAGGAAGUACAUUUUGUCCCUGGAUUACUGCAUCUACUACUGGGCCUGAGUGUUGACAAUGACAUCGAUAAGAGGCUGGCAUUUCCUUCUGUUCUAACCAACCACUGUGUAACUGCGAAUGGGAACUAUGCAUAUUUGUUGGUCAGCAAAACCAAGGAACAAGAGCUAUGGCAGUUGAAAACGUCUGUCUGAUUCCAGGAUAUUUUUCCUGCGUUUUAUCAUCAGGAACCUUCUCCCUUUCAUCUCGGCCACAAUGUGGUACCUUUUACCGUUGGAUAAAGAUUAAGGACAUGUUUUUUGGUCAACAACCAGAACUUAAAAUCUGCUGGAAUAGGAUCAGAGACCAUUUCGGUUGCAGCUGAGGAAAAUGAAAUUUCCAUUUUAUCUGGUGCCUUGUACCGGGAGCACGCUGACUCUUCUGGAAACGAACGUGUGAAUGAAACGAGGUUGAGUUCUGUCGCGUAGAAGCUCCCGGUUAUGGCGAGUGAGCCGACGUGACCAGAGGGGCAGAGCCGCGGGGCACUCAUGACGGGCUAUACCAUGUUGCGGAAUGGGGGGGCGGGGAACGGAGGGCAGACCUGCAUGCUGCGCUGGUCCAACCGCAUCCGCCUCACCUGGCUCAGCUUCACCCUCUUCGUCAUCCUGGUGUUCUUCCCCCUCAUCGCCCACUACUAUCUCACCACUCUGGACGAGGCCGACGAGGCCGGCAAGCGGAUUUUUGGCCCACGGGCCGGCAGCGAGCUCUGCGAGGUAAAGCACGUGCUGGAUCUGUGCCGCAUUCGCGAGUCGGUGAGCGAAGAGCUCUUGCAGCUGGAAGCCAAGCGGCAAGAGCUGAACAGUGAAAUCGCCAAGCUGAAUCUGAAGAUUGAGGCCUGCAAGAAGAGCAUCGAGAAUGCCAAGCAGGACCUGCUGCAGCUCAAGAACGUCAUCAGCCAGACCGAGCAUUCUUACAAAGAGCUGAUGGCCCAAAACCAGCCCAAACUUUCUCUGCCCAUCCGACUGCUCCCAGAGAAAGACGAUGCUGGCCUUCCUCCCCCAAAGGUCAUCCGGGGUUGCCGGCUACACAACUGUUUUGAUUAUUCUCGUUGCCCUCUCACCUCUGGUUUUCCAGUCUAUGUUUAUGACAGUGACCAGUUUGUCCUCGGCAGCCACCUGGAUCCCUUGGUCAAGCAGGCUUUUCAGGCUACAGCGCGAGCCAAUGUUUAUGUUACAGAAAAUGCAGACAUUGCCUGCCUGUAUGUGAUCCUAGUGGGAGAAAUGCAGGAACCGGUAGUGCUGCGGCCUGCCGAACUCGAGAAGCAGUUGUAUUCUCUGCCACACUGGCGGAGAGAUGGACACAACCACGUCAUCAUCAACCUGUCGCGGAAGUCAGAUACACAGAAUUUACUCUAUAACGUCAGUACGGGCCGUGCCAUGGUGGCCCAGUCCACCUUCUAUGCUGUCCAGUACAGACCUGGCUUUGACUUGGUAGUGUCGCCACUAGUCCAUGCCAUGUCGGAACCCAACUUCAUGGAAAUCCCACCACAGGUGCCAGUGAAGCGGAAAUAUCUCUUCACCUUCCAGGGUGAGAAGAUCGAGUCCCUGCGAUCCAGCCUGCAGGAGGCCCGCUCCUUUGAAGAAGAAAUGGAGGGCGACCCUCCAGCCGACUAUGACGACCGGAUCAUUGCCACCCUGAAGGCAGUGCAGGACAGCAAGCUAGAUCAGGUCCUGGUAGAGUUUACCUGCAAGAACCAGCCUAAACCCAGCCUGCCUACGGAGUGGGCGCUGUGUGGGGAGCGGGAGGACCGCUUAGAGUUGCUGAAGCUUUCCACCUUUGCCCUCAUCAUCACCCCCGGGGACCCUCGCUUGGUCAUCUCCUCUGGGUGUGCAACACGGCUCUUCGAAGCCCUGGAGGUCGGUGCUGUCCCCGUGGUGCUGGGGGAGCAGGUGCAGCUUCCGUACCAGGACAUGCUGCAGUGGAAUGAGGCGGCCCUGGUGGUGCCCAAGCCCCGAGUCACCGAGGUCCAUUUCUUGCUAAGGAGUCUCUCGGACAGUGACCUCCUGGCUAUGAGGCGGCAAGGCCGCUUUCUCUGGGAGACUUACUUCUCCACUGCUGACAGUAUUUUUAAUACCGUGCUGGCCAUGAUUAGGACUCGCAUACAGAUCCCCGCUGCUCCCAUCCGGGAAGAGGCAGCGGCUGAGAUACCCCAUCGGUCAGGCAAGGCUGCGGGGACCGACCCCAACAUGGCCGACAACGGGGACCUGGACCUGGGGCCGGUGGAAACAGAGCCACCGUACGCCUCGCCCAAAUACCUCCGCAACUUCACGUUGACUGUCACUGACUUUCACCGCAGCUGGAACUCUGCUCCAGGGCCCUUCCAUCUGUUCCCCCACACACCCUUUGACCCUGUGUUGCCCUCGGAGGCCAAAUUCUUGGGCUCAGGGACCGGAUUUCGGCCUAUUGGUGGUGGAGCUGGGGGUUCUGGCAAGGAGUUCCAGGCAGCCCUUGGAGGCAAUGUUCCCCGAGAGCAGUUCACCGUGGUGAUGCUGACUUACGAGCGGGAGGAAGUGCUUAUGAACUCUUUGGAGAGGCUGAAUGGCCUCCCUUACCUGAACAAGGUCGUGGUGGUGUGGAAUUCUCCCAAGCUGCCCUCAGAGGACCUUCUGUGGCCCGACAUUGGUGUCCCCAUCAUGGUGGUUCGUACUGAGAAGAACAGCUUGAACAAUCGAUUCUUGCCCUGGAACGAAAUCGAGACGGAGGCCAUCCUGUCUAUCGACGACGACGCUCACCUCCGCCAUGAUGAAAUCAUGUUUGGCUUUCGGGUCUGGAGAGAAGCACGGGAUCGCAUCGUGGGCUUCCCUGGCCGGUACCACGCAUGGGACAUACCGCAUCAGUCCUGGCUCUACAACUCCAACUACUCCUGUGAGCUGUCCAUGGUGCUGACAGGCGCUGCCUUCUUUCACAAGUAUUAUGCCUACCUGUAUUCCUACGUGAUGCCCCAGGCCAUCCGAGACAUGGUGGAUGAGUACAUCAACUGUGAGGACAUCGCCAUGAACUUCCUCGUCUCCCACAUCACUCGGAAGCCCCCCAUCAAGGUGACUUCUCGGUGGACUUUCCGAUGCCCGGGUUGCCCUCAGGCCCUGUCACACGAUGACUCCCACUUCCACGAGCGGCACAAGUGUAUCAACUUUUUUGUCAAGGUGUACGGCUACAUGCCCCUCCUGUACACCCAGUUCAGGGUGGACUCUGUGCUCUUCAAGACCCGCCUGCCCCACGACAAGACCAAGUGCUUCAAGUUCAUCUAGGGCAUUGCAGGUUUUGGGGAGAGGAUGGGCAGAGAGAGGGAGAUGGCUCUUAAGGUUCCUAGGCAUUGAAAGGACCUUGGGGACAUCGCUGGGUGGGUGGCCCAGGCCCCCUGCUGGGAGAGGCAGCAGGAAGAGUGGGAAGGAGAUAGCCGCCUGCCUUUAUCUCGAAGUCCGCCACACUGGGCCCGGAACCCUGGACCGGGCCCCCGGGGUUCCCUCCAGGGCACUGACUGAUAGCUUACACUGAGGACCCACGGGGCUCUGUGGAGUCACUCACGUAGUUCAUAGCCCGGGACAGCUGGUUUGUGGUUUUUAAAUUCAGUAACAACUAUUAUUAUUUAAAAAGAGAAAGUUUCAGAUUCGCCAUUUGAGGCUUAUUUAUAUGUAUGUGUGCGCACACACACAUAUAUAUGUAUUUUUGGCAGGAAGGGUUUGACAUUUUUGCCUCUCUAAGUGAGGGCUCCAUCAGGCUCCUGUGUUCCGUGUUUGGGCGGAGAUGGGUCCUGGCCUCUUGUUCCUGGCUCAUGCUUGAAGAUCAUCUCCCGUCCUCCCAGGGCCAUCUGUGUGCAGACACAAGCAAAGGAGGGACUUGGCCGUCCUAUGGGCCUCGGACAGGACGAGAUCUGUGGGUCUGUUCCCUUCCCCUUCCCGUCGCGGGCCAGUGGUCUAACUCACCUUCUCUCACGAGAAUCCUUGGGGAGGACCCUUCUGCCAGCUGCAGUGGUUUCUGAGGAUUCAUCCAGGCUUGUCCCAGGACCUGUCCCUGCAUUCCCACUGUCCCUUGCCGAGGAAGUAGGCGGCCUGAAGACAGCACUCCCAGGGGCUCUCUGUGCCCUGCCCUCUUGUCAAAAAUGAUGAUGUGCUUUUGGGCGUCAGGCUUUUCUUGAAGUGCUGUCUCUUGGGUAAAUGCACAGCAGACAGACCUUGCAGGCCACACGCCGGGUGUGGGCCGAGUGGUCUGCCGGUCGGCCUGCUCUUGCCAGGGUAGCCCAAGCCAGCAUCCUUUGAGGAUCCCACCCGGCGGGCAGGCACCUGCCUUGGGAUGGAUACCUGGGUGAAAGUUACCUUGCCCGCCGCCUUUGUCCGGACCUCCCUCCUGUGUUACUUACCUGUGGUUUGGACCCCUGAUGCCAGGUUGGCUCUAGGACCCCCUGAGGUUUAGUAUGUGCUGGAACACUGGGAGGCUGUGAUUUGCUGUGUGAGCUCAAAUCCAGCCUUGGAAUCUGUCCAUUCCCACCCCACGUCUGCCACUCACCACUCCCAGUCCAAACUUCCGUUCCUUGGGCUGAAACUGAAAUAAGCUAAUAUUUUGGUCAUGGUGACAGGAGGGGAACUGAAGAGGGUGUAAGUGGCGUCUGUCAGGGAUUUAGCCCAUGACUUCUAUUUUUGUGAACCCCACUUUCUCAAAGCGGAGUUGACUACAGAAGGUUUCUAGCAACCGAACAAAAGCUCAGGUCUGUCCCGGUCAUGCACAUGCCUUAAGCCAGUUCUGUCUUCCCUAGACCUUGACAUCCUGUGCUUCUCUUUCUUGGGGUACAUUCUCCUCUGACCUGCCCAUCCCAAAUGUGUUCUCUGCAAGUAUUACUUUGAUGCCAGGCUCUUUUUUGUAGAUUCCCCCAGCUGGAGAGCUGGCUCGGCUUGAGGGCACUCUCCCACUGGCAGACAGGACCGGGGCUGCCCAGAGGUUCCCCUGGCGUCUUCUCGUAGCUCCCCCACUGAGGCAGCCACCCCGGAAUGAGGUUGUGCUUCUCAGCAGCCCAGCAAAGGGGGCCAGACUGCCUGGCAUCUGAGCUUUCUAAUCGCUCUUUCCUUUACUUCUGACUUCAUUCUUUUUAGCAGUAGCCUCUUCCCUUGGGGAGCCAAAGAACGUGGUGUGUUGCGCUAUGUAUGUGGCUGCUAUUUUAUUUUGUUUCUUUUAAUGUGAGGAACGCCUGAACUGGCUGUCAGGGGACCCGGUGAGCCGAGGGCAGUCUGUGGUAGGACCCCCUUUAGUGGAACCAGAGUGCUGGGUCCCCGAAUGUUACUGGUAGACCGAGUAGCUGAGCGGGCUACAGUUAGGGAUGACGACAGUGUGUGCUAGAGGGAGGGCAACGGUGUCAGAGCCUCACACGAGGGCAGCACUCUGUGGCCCCGAAAGGAACACUAACUCGACUUCGGACUGGCCGUGUCCCUAAAGGGCACGCGCUCCUCGGUGAGAGGUGGCGUGCUGCUGGCGAGGCCUCCUGAGGAGCGGCGCCGAGGCGCGCUGCGGGCGGGCGCGGGAGAGGCCCAGUGCGCUGCCUUCGGUGUCGCCCACCACCCGUGACCCACCCGAAACAGGAACGCGGCUCUGCAGACCCCGGGCUGUCCGUAGGUAACACCUGGUUAGCUAGUCGUGGCGCCCAGGGCCCGCUGCGACCUUGUUUCCAGUUUGCUGUCACCGUGAGGGCGCUGCCUCCGUGGCAGCUCGCGGGGCCCUCAGGCCAGUCCGCGCCUCGGCUCCUGGCGCUGGUCUCCGGGCUUGCGGGCCUGCACCACAGCCAGGGCUCCCUGGUCACCGGGGUCCCACCUGAGAUGACAGUGGCUGCUGGUGCGCGCAGGGAGCUGCUGCUGGGAACGCGGCGCGCUGAUGCCCACGCCGUGCCCAUCCAUCCCACCCUCUCCAGUCACGAGCACAAUGGUCUUACGUUGGAUUUUUGUAAAAAAAAUAAAAUAAAUGGAAACUUUAACUCAA